AAGUUGCAACCCGCUAAUGCAGCCGUAAUUUGAGACAAUGUGUACAAAGUUUGGGAAUAAAGUCAGGUGAAAUGAUUGGUAUUAUCAGCAUAACAGGGAUCGAGGCUUCAAAAAGGUCGGAUUCCUAGGAUUCAAAAAAUGGAACUCAUGGAAUCGACAAAGUAUACCAGUCUCUCCUGUGAUGAGGAAGAUACUUCUUUCAGGUCGGCACUUAGACAGGAUAUUUCCGGAAUAAGAAGAUUCCCAUACCAGCCCUGGGUGUUUGCAAUACUUGUCUUAUCGAAUCUCUGCUUCGCCAAUCUCUGGCUGAGAGAAACUCAAUCUGAAAAAUGUGUACGUCCAAAACUAACGUAUUGUACGUCUCCUAAAACAGCAGAUUGAUAGCCACAAACUAACCAAAGAUAAAGCUCCAGCUAAGGAUUCAAUUCGAUAUGAGAAGCGUCGACUAACACGAAAUAUCACCUCCAAUGUAUAUACCGGUGAUCCACGCCCCGAGUUCGAUGAAGCUUGGAGAAAAUUGAUAGAGCGUGUGUCAACCUCUCAUCAAAUUUCGGAAAAAGACUAACGUAUGCGCAAAGCUAUAACAAUAAAGAUUUCCGAGCAAGAACUCGAAAUUCUGAACGAAACCUCAGUCGCCUUGAAAAGCGGUGGCUAUGUCGCAGAGACAGCUGUAUAUCACGAACUUCAUUGUGUAGUAUGUCCUCUCCUGUUCCCUAGAACCAUACCUAAAAGACUGACAAAGCAAAAGAAACGCAUUAGGCGGCACUUGCACCUGGACCAUUAUUACCCUCACAUGACAGAGGACGAGAAACGUAGAGAAGGACCGCAUAUCGGUAAGAGCUCCCCCCCAGGUCAUACCAGACUUCUAAUAAUGUCAGACCACUGUCUUGAGUAUUGGCGGGAAGCAGCAAUGUGUAGAGGAGAUACAUCUCUAGCGACCUUUCGCUGGGCAGAUGGAAAGCCAUACUCGACUGUUUACUCGGAUCAUGAGUGCGUUGAUUGGGAUAUGUUGGAUUCGUGGGCAAGAGGAAGAAUGGUAGACAUGUCAGAUUAUUCUAUCCUGGAUCUUGACAAGAGGUGA
This is a messenger RNA of Hymenoscyphus albidus, 1081 nucleotides long. The record is from the annotation of a GenBank genome assembly. NCBI's taxonomy places the organism in Eukaryota, Fungi, Ascomycota, Leotiomycetes, Helotiales, Helotiaceae.